This is a messenger RNA of Peronospora matthiolae, 504 nucleotides long. NCBI's taxonomy places the organism in Eukaryota, Oomycota, Peronosporomycetes, Peronosporales, Peronosporaceae. The record is from the annotation of a GenBank genome assembly.
AUGACUGGGGGACGAGCCCUGGCCCUUGACGUAGUGGACGAGUUCGGCCCGCUCGAUACGCCACUGCUCGAACGUCUAGAACUCGUCGUUGUUGUUUUUGGCCUCUUCAUCGUCGUCACGGACGAUGCCGAGCAUCGCUAUCUGAGUGGCGACGAACGUAUUGAUGAUAUCCUCGAAAGCGGGCACGGUCGCGUAAGUGAUGACCCACCACUGAUCCGACGGCAGCUUGUCGCUGGCAUUGACCGUUACAUAGACCAGAAUCGACCACUCCCGUUUGUAGCAGUCGCCGGUAUAAAGUAUUUCGGCGCCGUCCUUGACGAAGACGUCCAUCUGGUGCAGCGGGCACUAGAUGUGCAGGAUAUGGUGCUCAGCCUCGUGGGCCAUGCGCGUCUCCAGGUCGUUGAGUCGCCCGACCUUAGUCGGCUCGCCGUCACUGCCGGAUUUGAUCAGCUUGUGGCGCCAAAGGCUGUACAGCGCGUUCAUGAACUCCACCAGCAUGUUUAA